AGACAAGCUGGGGCAGGGCUGAGGGGGCAAGACAGCCUGGACUGAAUUUGGCUCAGGAUGUAGAUGGCUUCAGUAACAGAUGCCAGAUACAGGCAGAAAGACACUUCAGAUCAAAAUUUUGAUUACAUGUUCAAGCUCCUCAUCAUUGGCAACAGCAGCGUGGGUAAAACAUCCUUCCUCUUCAGAUACGCCGAUGACACUUUCACACCAGCCUUUGUUAGCACAGUAGGAAUUGACUUCAAAGUGAAAACAGUUUAUAGGAAUGACAAGCGGGUAAAGCUGCAGAUCUGGGAUACAGCCGGACAAGAAAGAUACAGGACCAUCACUACUGCCUACUACCGAGGAGCCAUGGGCUUCGUCCUCAUGUAUGAUAUCACCAGUGAAGACUCCUUCAAUGCAGUGCAGGACUGGGCCACACAAAUCAAGACUUACUCCUGGGACAAUGCACAAGUGAUCCUGGUGGGAAACAAAUGUGACAUGGAGGAUGAGAGAACUGUACCUGUAGAGAAGGGGAAAAAUCUGGCGGAUCAGCUAGGUUUUGACUAUUUUGAAGCCAGUGCCAAAGAAAACAUCAACGUGAGGCAAGUGUUUGAGCGUCUCGUGGAUAUAAUCUGUGAGAAGAUGUCAGAGAGUAUAGAUUCAGACCCUUCCAGGGGCACUUCAGGAAGGAGCAUGCGGCUCACAGACAACCCACCCCCUUCGCAGCAGAACUGCUCGUGCUAGUUGACCUUUCUCGCCGAGACACAUCCUUCUAUCCUGACUACAUUUUGCCUUUUCGUUUGUAGUGGUGCGUUAUCAUGUAGUGCAAAGGCAGAGUCUCUGUUGUAGGAAACUGGUAUGUUUUUUUAAUGUGUUGGAAUGUUAAUAUUAUAUAUUGCUUCAUCUGAUAAUUUAAAUAACAAAAAUCAGAAUAUUGUAAGUGCACCUUGUGUUAAUGUUACACUGAAGAUAAAAAGCGUUGUUUAGUGUUGCAAAUGUUACUGCCACAGAGAAUGCUGCAUUUUUAAUUAUAAACUCCUCUACUGCAGAAAGAGUUUUUUGUCAAGAACAGCAGGAAGCAUAAAAACCAUUUACAAGGGACCAGGUCUAAAAGAAAAUGAAGAAAAAGAUCUCUUAUAAAACAAGAACAUGUCCACAUAUUUUGAAUCACUGCUGCUGUCCUCUAGACACGACCUCAGCUUAUCUGUAUAAUGGAGCUGAAAGCAGUGUGUUUCUGUCUGACAGUUUGAGGUUCUCCAGAGAGCAAAGAGAAAAGGGCAGCGGAUUUUGUGUCAAGCCUCUAUAUAGAGGACGAGCACAUAGAGGAAUCAAAGCUGCCAGGCUGGGAUGAGGAGGCCUUGCAGCCGCACAUGCUCUUGGCUGGUGCUAGUGAAGGCACAAGAGCCCUUCCAGGGGCUGCCCUUGCCUGCACGCUGCCCCACAGCCACCAGUAAGGGCUUGGGUGCUGCUGUGCUUGGCACCUUGCUGUCCCUUAACAUCUAGAAGCCCAAGAGCCAACUGUCCUGCAGCUUCUCCUCUGUAUCCUCUAGUUUUACCUUUCCAGGUCUGGAUCUACUCUGAUCAACUACUCGACAGUGAGCUUGCUGCAGGAUGAAGGGAAGGAGGAACUGGCUGCUGCAUACUUAGUUGGAGGCAUAAUCUGACAUGUAAGACUUGGAACAGCACUGUCUCAGAAAGAUACAAGUACCAGGAGCCAAAAUGAGUGUUGGCAAAUAUUAGUGCCAGAUUAGUGCCAAUUAUUAGUGCCAAUAUUAUUAGAUUUUCUUUCUGCAUUUUGUUCUUUUUUCUUAAGUUCUGUGCUAGAUGGGUUUGGAGGGGGAUAGUUUUUUUCUGGUUUCAGAUUCAACUGAAAAAGCAAGAAUAUUGAUUAAUCAAACAUAAUUGCAAAUUAAAAACAACAAAGCUGUCCUGUUAAAAGUUAUCCCAUGGACGUCUUCUUGCAUCAUUCUUUGAAGGGAGGAACAAUUUUUCAUACUUGAUACCUAAAAUAUUCUUAUAUAUCCAAUGUCUCUGAAAUCAUAAAACUUCUGCCACACGCAGAGCUUGUAUUUCUCUGAAAUACGUGGAGGAACUGCUUGUGUGAACCUGUGAAGUCACAUUCACUGUACGCCUUCUUUUAUGGUUAUGCCUUUGUGCAUCCCAGCUCCGCAAGUGACCAUGGAUUGUGGCUGUAACUGUAAAUUAAAUGGAUUCAAAGAGAAUUUUCCUGUCUUAAGGUGAAAAUCCUUGCAAGUUUUAUGGCUUUACCUGAAAGCCAUGAGCUUCUCUGGCUGAGGAGACUUUCUGAUGUCAGGCACUGGAGUUGAGUAUCUGCUCACUGCACUGCAGUGUGCUGGAUCAUGACACUAGCGAGCGCUUCUGUAAUCCUGUUGUGUCUCAAAGUGUAAUAGUUAUAAGGAGAAAAGCACAAUGUCCUGGAGAAGAAUCCAACUACACCGAUGUAGUUGGAGCUGAUUGUGCUGAAGGCUUGACCUCUUUGUGUGUUGCUUUCAGAAAUCUUUACUGUGACAUGAUUUUGGUUGUGUGUGGGUGAUCUAGUACUGAGUGUGUGAUUUGUGCAGCACUAGGAAUGUGGUUGUUGUAUCUAAACCCCUGAAACUGCAAAAUAAAGACAAAUGUUGUCACCAGG
Messenger RNA from Melopsittacus undulatus (budgerigar), 2629 nucleotides. RefSeq names its product RAB3B, member RAS oncogene family (gene RAB3B). Lineage: Eukaryota; Metazoa; Chordata; Aves; Psittaciformes; Psittaculidae. The record is from RefSeq and is a predicted model, not a curated record. Gene Ontology annotation, molecular function: myosin V binding; GTPase activity; GTP binding. The transcript has 5 exons. The coding region runs from base 64 to 723 and encodes 219 amino acids. Gene Ontology annotation, biological process: regulation of exocytosis; protein secretion; protein localization to plasma membrane. Gene Ontology annotation, cellular component: synaptic vesicle; plasma membrane; endosome.